AUGCGACUGCUAACCAACCCUUCUCCUCCCUGCCAGCACAAAAACACAUACAAAGGCUGUGAGCAAGAGCUCUGGGAACACAGAAAGACAGGGUCCCAGGGCGCGGGGAUGAAUCCAGGGGUAAUGGGAAUGCCGCGUGGUGCAGAAACUUGUACUUCACGUUUUAACAUCACUGCGGUCAGAGGGGAACCUUUCUAUCUGAAAUAUUGCCCAUCAGCAUCUGAGCACAAGAAUGACGCAACCACCAUAAAAUGGUACAAGAGCAGUGGAUCACAUGGGCUCAUUGAGCUAAAUUCAAGCAAUUCACCCAGAAUUAUUCUGCACGAUUAUAUUUUGGAGUUUUGGCCAGCUGAGUUGGAGGACAGUGGAUCUUACUUUUUCCAAAUGGGAAAUGAUACCCGUGAAUGGAAAUUAAAUGUCAUUGCAAGAAGUAAAUACAGCUGUUUUGCUGAAAAACAACUAAUUAGUAAAAUUGUGGAAGUUCAAAAAUCUUUGCAUAUAAACUGUGAACAUACAUACUAUCAAAAACUGUCCAAUAGAACAUCACUGUAUAAGAACUGUGAAAAGAUAGAGAACAAUAAAAACCCAGCUUUACAGAAGAAUGCAGAAUUUAAUGAUCAGGGAUAUUAUACCUGUGUGUUUUUCAUUCAUCAUAAUGGAAAACUAUUUAAUGUCACCAAAACCUUCAAUGUAACAGUAGUUGGAGAUCGCAGUAAAAUAAUUCCUGUUCUUCUUGGACCAAAGCUUAACCAUGUGAAGGUGGAAUUAGGAAAAGAUGUAGAACUCAACUGCUCUGCUUUGGCGAAUGAAAAGGAUGCGGUUUAUUGGAACGUGUGGGAGGAAAAUGGGAAGGAACCUAACGUACAUGAAGAGGACAUAACAAGAAUUAGGACCCUGGAAGGCAAAUUGUAUGCAUCAAGAAUAUUGAGAAUUGAGAAUAUUAAUGAAAAAAAUCUACUUUUUUCAUAUAAUUGCUCUGUGGCCAGCGAGGGAGGCACAGACACCAUCCACUUUGUCUUGCUGAAAAAAGAUAUGGCUGAUAUAUCAGGCUACGUCUUCACCAGAGGAAUGAUCAUAGCUGUUUUGAUCUCAGUGGGAGUUGUGUGCCUAGUGAUUAUAGGUGUCAUUUAUAGAGUUGACUUGGCCCUAUUUUAUAGACAUUGCAUGGGAAAAGAUGAAACAUUGACAGAUGGGAAAACGUACGACGCUUUUGUGUCUUACCUAAGAGAAUGUGGACCUGAGAAUGGAGAGGAGUACACCUUCGCUGUGAAGAUCUUGCCCGAGGUGUUGGAGAAACACUUUGGGUAUAAAUUAUGCAUAUUUGAAAGGGAUGUAGUGCCUGGAGGAGCUGUUGUUGAUGAAAUCCACUCAUUGAUAGAAAAAAGUCGAAGACUAAUCAUUGUCCUAAGUAAAAGCUACAUGUCUAAUGAAGUCAGGUAUGAACUUGAAAGUGGACUCCACGAAGCACUGGUAGAAAGGAAAAUUAAAAUCAUCUUAAUUGAAUUUACACCUGUCAGUGACUUCACGUUCUUCCCCCAAUCACUAAAGCUUUUGAAAUCUCACAGAGUUCUGAAGUGGAAUGCUGAUAAACCUCCAUCGUAUAAUUCAAGGUUCUGGAAAAAUCUUCUUUAUCUGAUGCCUGCAAAAAUGGUCAAGCCAUGUAGAGCUGAAUCUGAAGACUUGACUGUUCUUUCAAAGUUCUGAUCUUUAGGAAACCUGAAUAUAAGAAAGAACUCUUGAUGCUCUGGGCCCAGAGUCGAUGAACCUGUUUUUACCAAAGGGUACUAUUAAAAAUAUUGACCUCUCUGAAAAUCCUACUUACAGUUUGAAGAUGAAAGCUGUCAUUAGGUUGCCAGGAAUAAGACUUGCUCCCAGGGAAACAUGGAAUUCAAAAGCAAUGGAUCUCCCGUUUCUCCCUCCUCCAUAACUGGCUACAGGUGCUCAUUCUCAAUCCAUAUUCAGUAACUGUGAGGCUGGACACGGAGCAAAAUACCUGUGCCUUAUUAAAAGGGCAUAUCUUUAUAUUUUUAAUAUCAGUGAUUGAACUAAAGGAUUUUAAGUUAAUGAAGAGCAUUUUCUAUGAUCCAGUAGGUGACAUAAUAACGGGAAUGGGGCCUUCACUGUAGCACAGGGCAGCCUACCUCUAAGCACCAUGGACAGUGCCUGGGAAGUGGCAAAAGGCUGCUGGGGCUGUGUACAUUAGGGGACCAAGGCGUGGCAGGGCCUCAGCCUCAGGACACAUUUAAUGUGUUUCAGCUGCAGCUGCAAGCAAAGCACUGAAAAGGGCUUGCUUAAUUGGGCCUGUUUGGAGGGAACUUCCCCAAAUUGUUUUAUUAUUCAUGAAAGACACACAUUUUAAUUAAGGUAAUUCUGUUGGGUUUUUCAAAACUGGCCUAAAACAUUUAUUUAUUUAACAGGUAUGUUUACAGGCAGGGUAGAUGCCAAAUCAUAUUUUCCAUAUUAGCCAUUAGUCACUAUUAUCUGUUAGCCACAGUAAAUUAUGGUAGUUACUUGCUUGAAUUUUUUAAAAUGACAUAUUUAACAUGCCUUUAAAGUGGAGGUGGCAUGGCAUGAUGGUUGAGC
Messenger RNA from Nyctereutes procyonoides (raccoon dog), 2583 nucleotides. It is a transcript of the gene IL18R1, whose product is annotated as interleukin 18 receptor 1. The transcript has 10 exons. Bases 1 to 1704 code for a protein of 567 amino acids. NCBI's taxonomy places the organism in Eukaryota, Metazoa, Chordata, Mammalia, Carnivora, Canidae. Gene Ontology annotation, molecular function: interleukin-18 binding; interleukin-18 receptor activity. Gene Ontology annotation, biological process: positive regulation of type II interferon production; interleukin-18-mediated signaling pathway. The record is from RefSeq and is a predicted model, not a curated record.